Messenger RNA from Paecilomyces variotii, 4357 nucleotides. RefSeq names its product nucleoporin Nup120/160-domain-containing protein. Lineage: Eukaryota; Fungi; Ascomycota; Eurotiomycetes; Eurotiales; Thermoascaceae. The transcript has 3 exons. Gene Ontology annotation, cellular component: nuclear pore. The record is from RefSeq and is a predicted model, not a curated record. The coding region runs from base 169 to 4104 and encodes 1311 amino acids. Gene Ontology annotation, molecular function: structural constituent of nuclear pore.
GUGCGCGUUGGAGAACGCCAAGAAAGUGUUUUUUGAGCAGCUCGAGAGCUCCAGCUUCCGCGCCCUUCAUACGCAGCGAGAUCCCACACGACGCCAACUAACCGCCAUGGAGACUUGACGCGCAUAUAUCUGAAUACGUGGGAGAUAUUGCGCUGUCCUUGAUCCGCAAUGGCGAAAAUUUACAAGGAGACCAAGGUCGAUCUUCGACCAGUGUCCCCCAGCACCGUCGUCAACAUCCAGAUUCCGACCCAGGAUGGCGCGCAGCGUCGAGCUAGGUUUUCGAUAGCACCAUUCGAUGCGCAGGAAGAACCGAUAUCUAAGGAUGAGGAGGAAUUCGUGAAACGAUAUCUAGCGACCCAAGGAUCCAUAUACUUCCGUCAGCGAAAGGCUUAUCCACGAGCCUUUGUCUGGAGGGUGGUCGACGACAACAGAGUCCUGGAGAUCCAGUCUGCCGACUUAACCAGGAGCGCACAUGAGCAUCAUGAAGCCAACGUUAGACUUCGAUUGGAUUUCCAGGAGGCGAUUAUCCCGUCAGGAGUUGCACUUGCGGAUCCGGAAGAUCAUGAGGUGGUGAAUGUGUUCGUGCUCACUGUCUCAAAACAAUUGCACACUUUGACCCUGCGGCCUGAAUUCUUUCGGAGGACAUCUUCAAUUGAUGAAAAUGUAUCAGAUUGGUGCAAGACGUCCACACCAGCGCCCUUGGCUUUUUCAUAUCCGCAUCGACUCCAUGCCAGCAGCCCAUACGAACUUUUUAUCUCCUUGGACAGUGGAGCGCUACUGCGCUUGACAAGGAGAGCUGGAGACGAUGGCUCCCACUGGUCGCCAAUUACGUUUGAUGAGAAGACUUGGGGUGCGUCGCUACGCGGCCUUGUGAAGUGGAAUGCCCAGCCAACGAUUCGAUUCGAUGGUCGUAACCUUGAUCAGACAACCGCUACUGCUAUUGCAACAACCUCUGACCAGACUUAUGUCUUCGCCGUUUGCCUAAACCACACGUUGAAAGUAUGGAACCUGGCGUCGAAUAAGCUGGUUGGUUCGAAAGAUCUGUUGAACCGCCCGGUACAGCCUCAGGACACACCCUCGUAUACCCUCAACCCGGCAGAUUCAUCCUUCAUUCGGGUGUUCAAUGCUGAGAGGGCAAUGGAUGGCGGUCAUCGAUACUACAUCGCUACCUACUCCCCGCAUGAGGAUGGAAUUUUCAAGUUCUGGGCUGUCAAGGGAGGUUUAACGGCGCCGUUAACCAUCGAAGACCUCUUCCCCGACGCCACUCUCAAAGUCCCUGAUCCGGACCCAUCAGGAAACAUGUUCUGGAGUGUCGCUGAUUUCCAGAUUAGACCCAUGGAGGAGGGCCGGCACAUGGAGUUAUGGGUUUUGUGGCGGAACAAAAGUCUGUACCAGUUGAACAGUCUACACUUCGACUUCCAAAGUUUGGUUCAGGACUGGUCGACUAACUGGGUUUCAUCGGCCAUGGAACUGCGUCGUCAUGAACCACCCCCGGCUAUGGUAUCUUCAGAUGCGGUUGAUCCAACCGAGAAGUGGUUGGAAUAUAUUUUCAGUCCUGGGAGAUACUCGCCUGAGACUUUAGAGACAGCUCUAGCAGCCUACCAAGAAGCCCUAAGACCCAUGUCUUCGGCUUCUGCACUCAAGAGAAGCGUACCGUUGCAGGAGAGACUCUGCUCUACUAUCGCAGCGACAGUGUCCCUGCGGAAGUAUUCCGAGGAUGAUAUGGACUUCACCAGAUACAGAACUGAUACGGAUACCAAGUGGCGGCAGUUUUGGCAGAUAGCCGACGACAUCAACCAAAGGCGAAUGGAGCCGUUAUCUCUUGCUUACGAUACAUAUGCUGAUAUGCCGUGGGUAUUGUUGUCGGAUGCCUGCAUCCUCGUACGCGAAUGCAGCGCUACAGAGCUGGUUCUUCAUAACUCAGGCUCAGUGUUGCGCGAUGAGAUCGCCAAAAUCGGCGAUCGUUGGCGGCACCGGAAUGUUGAGUCGGAGUUAGGUGACUUAUACGAGCAGACACCGUAUCUAAUCAAUGUCGCUGCAGGCUUCAGGAAAGGACUAUCCCCUGAAGUUGACAGAGCCUGCCAGGCCGCCUUGCAUGCAGAGAUAUUCGUUGAACCAUCCCUUUCCGUUCCAGAUCGAAUGGCAGCUUUCCAAGAACGGUGUGAACUCGGUGAACGCGUCACUGACGAGGCCUUUGACAAUCUCUGCGCUGCCAUGAAUGAGCACUUGAACAUAUACAACCUCCCAAGCGAGCUCUUUUACUCCAUUAUAAGCACGGCACCGCUAGGUUUCCCAGGAAAGGACUCGGAUCUUCUCUGUACUGUAUUUGGACUCCGAGCUACGGUCAACGGUGCUCAAGAGAUGAUACUGCACACGAAACAGGUUCUUUAUGAUCUUCUAAUCCUUGUAGUCUUCUUGGAUGGAGAGAUUAACCAGGAGGAAGGCUCGACCUUCGAUGCGGUCGACCUGUUCUCUACGCUUGUUGAUAUGCUGAGAGAGUACGAGAUGAUGUCUUGGUUGGGUUCGCACACCCGCAAACGCACUGAACGGCAUCUUGAAGAGUCUGAGACGGCAGGUUCAACUUUCUCACUAAAGAACCCAGAGACAAAAAACAGAAAUGUCAGGGUUACUACAAUUCUCGAGGAUCUUUUUGCCGUCCACAUAAAACCUCGCCCACCAAUUGGUAUACCGCAGACUUGCACGUUGACUUAUGGCAUUCGUGAUGUGAUAUCAUGGGUGACAAGACAGGGUGAAGUUGCUUAUCCUAAUGUCCUGGUCUUUAUACAAUGCGAUCUAAUCGCCAACGGGAAUAUCAACCUUGCGUCUGAUUUCUGGCGGUUCCAACCGACUACUGCGUGGGCAACUUAUGUGAAAGGCCGACUGUGCAUCGCGAAGUCAGAAUAUGACAUGGCAGCCGUUUACUUCAAGAAGGCCGCACAUCUACUUUCUUCCGGAAGGGCUCUCGGGAAUCUCCACGAGAUGUCGUCUGGCCUUAUCGAUAUUCUCUCCGUUGAUAACUUCAAUAAUGGGCUUCCCAAAUAUUUCCAGCAUAUUCUUACUCUAUUCGAACAUGCUAGGGCAUUUUCUUAUGUCGCUGACUUUGCGAUCCUUGCGUUGCAAGCUCUCGAGUGCGAUAACAAGAAUUCCAUACGUGAUUCGGACUACGCCUCUCUGCGCACCGACUUACUAUCACGACUUUUCCAUGCAUCCCUGAAGACCUGUCAAUUCGACCAGGCUUACUCGGCACUCUCCCGCUACACAGAUUUGGCGUUGCAGAAAUCCGCGCUCGGCUCCCUGAUCACCAGCAUACUCUCAGUGUCAGGCCCCGGUACCGCGGGUCUUAAGCAGCUUCUCCACUUACCUAUUCCCCUCACUCCCCACCUCUCAUCUUACGUUGAUGAUACACUUGUGUCACUAUCCAAGAGGCAGACUUCCUUCAUUUCUCCUCUUGAACCCAGCAAUAGGAGUCCUGACUAUCAGAGGAUUCUCCACGCAUAUCGGAUUUCACGCAACGAUUUCCGUGGUGCGGCCGAGGUGGGCUACCAAAUCGUGCAGCGACUACGGAAAGCAAGAGAUGCCCCAUCUCAGCAAUUGAUAUUCAAGAAGAACAAUGACAACGACGAUACAAAACGCAUGAUCGAGGAAGAUGACCUGGAGAGCAAAGAGAUAAGACACGAACUUCUCGCUCUGAUAAACCUGCUUGCCUGCGUUGAGAAGAGUGAGGCUUAUAUCUUCGUCGAAACCGAAGAAUCUCUUUCCGGUGGGGAACCUAACAGACGCCGCAGCCUGCAAAAGGACGACGACGUGUUCAUGGAUGAUGUUAGCAUUGGUUCACCGUCUGCAAGUCACAGGGCAAGUUCUAGUGGAGGCUUCAACUUGAGUGGCCGCAGAGAUAGCAGAUCGUCUAUAGGUGGUGGUGCUGGAUUCAAUGGCUUCCAUGAGUCAAAUAAGCCACGCCGGAGGGUCAUAGUCACUCUUGACCACCUGCGUCGGGAAUACCAGGCGGAGUUGGAUCGUGUGAGCCGGAUCGAGCGAGGCGACUGGGAGUUUGGCGCAGUUGAGGCAGAUGAAGAGGACAAUGAAGACACCAUGGUGCUCUCGUAGCCUGUUGCUACGAACCCUGACUUCUUUGUAGCACUUCGAAAUCUCAUUGUUCUGUGUUCUGAGAUCCCCUUAUACUGUACUUUCAUGAUGGCGAGGGGACAUGACGAUGUUUGGCUAAUUUCAUCUUACUGAAGGGAGGAGUAUUUAGGCGUGUCUUCUCAUCGGAUUUCGUAUCAGGUCCUGGGGGAAUAAUCCUAAAAUCAGCAUCUCGAUCAACCUUACAAAAUCAUAUAUGUAAGAAUAGUCGCCAAUU